AUACCUCCAUCACUAUUACAACUACUACGUUUUCUACUCUUGUCCUGAUAUUCCAAUGGAUCUGUUACCAUGUUUCCUCCUGGUAAGCCUUGUACUCUCCUCCUCCCACCUUGUUUCUGCAAAUUUUUAUAACGACUUUGACAUCACAUGGGGAAAUGAUCGUGCUAAGAUACUCGACAAUGGCCAACGCUUGCAGCUCACUCUCGAUCAGUCCUCAGGCUCAGGUUUCCAAUCUAAGAAUGAAUAUCUCUUUGGAAAAAUCGAUAUGCAAAUCAAGUUGGUGGCUGGUAACUCGGCCGGCACUGUCACUGCUUACUAUCUGUCCUCACAAGGGGAUAAACACGACGAAAUAGACUUCGAUUUCCUGGGAAAUCUAUCUAGAGAUCCCUAUGUUAUGCACACCAAUGUUUUCUCACAAGGCAAAGGCAACCGUGAGCAGCAAUUCUACCUCUGGUUCGACCCCACGGCAGACUUCCACACUUACUCCCUGCUCUGGAAUCCCCAACAAAUUAUGUUUUCUGUGGAUGGAACUCCGGUGAGAGUGUUCAAGAACAGCGAGGAUUUGGGCGUUGCAUAUCCGAAGAAUCAAGCGAUGAGAAUAUAUUCAAGCCUGUGGAACGCAGAUGAUUGGGCAACCAGAGGCGGUGCAGUGAAGAUCGACUGGACCAAAUCCCCUUUUGUUGCCUCCUAUGGAAAUUUCAAAGCAGAGUCAUGCUCCGCCUCUUCUGAUUGCUCUGUGAAUUCAUGGUACGCUGCAGAGGCGUUGGAGGCGAGCGAGCAGGAGAAACUUGAAUGGGUGCGGAAGAACUACAUGAUUUAUGAUUACUGUUCGGACAGUAAAAGGUUUCCACAGGGCUUUCCUGCUGAAGGCACUCGCCAGGCAUCCAACUGAUUUCAAAGAAGCAACCUACAUAAAUUCUUUUAUUCCUCCAUUUUUUGUACCGAUUUACAAGCCCAAGAGGCUAUACUUUAAACGAUUGCGAUCCCACCCAAUUAAUUAUAUAUUUUAGAAAGACAUUACAUCCAACUGUUAGCAUUUAAGGAGCUUCAAUUUCUUCCGACUGAGGACCGCCUCCUGUGAAAUUCUCUAAUACCAAAAUUAAUACAUAAUAAUUCAAUAAUCAAACUAGCAAAAUUAAAUGGGAUGCAAAAAUUAUGCUAGACAAGACCAAUCUCUUAAUACACACAAUUUGCUUCAAUAUAACUAGCGGUUGCACCUGGGUAAGGUGCAAUGUGUACGGCCGAUAGGAGUUUAUAUCAAGUCUAUGUUGUUAAGAUAGAUCUCUCCUAACUAGGGUAUUGAUGGAUUUGGAAGUCAACGCUAAUUCCAAUACCUUACCUUCUGCCAUACUUUGUAAAGAAUCCUCAAAGUCAAAGUUUUUGUA
Messenger RNA from Cryptomeria japonica (Japanese cedar), 1385 nucleotides. Its product is annotated as xyloglucan endotransglucosylase protein 1-like. Bases 56 to 892 code for a protein of 278 amino acids. NCBI's taxonomy places the organism in Eukaryota, Viridiplantae, Streptophyta, Pinopsida, Cupressales, Cupressaceae. Gene Ontology annotation, molecular function: xyloglucan:xyloglucosyl transferase activity; hydrolase activity, hydrolyzing O-glycosyl compounds. The transcript has 4 exons. Gene Ontology annotation, cellular component: cell wall; apoplast. The record is from RefSeq and is a predicted model, not a curated record. Gene Ontology annotation, biological process: xyloglucan metabolic process; cell wall biogenesis.